Molecule: messenger RNA, 957 nt
Organism: Meira miltonrushii
Lineage: Eukaryota; Fungi; Basidiomycota; Exobasidiomycetes; Exobasidiales; Brachybasidiaceae
Product: Dyp-type peroxidase
Exons: 1
Coding region: 1-957 (318 amino acids)
Cellular component (GO): cytosol
Molecular function (GO): peroxidase activity; heme binding
Source: RefSeq, a predicted model, not a curated record
AUGAAUCAAUGCAAAACACAAAAUAUUGUUGCCCCUCUAACGCAAAGUGCCACCUUUCUCGUCUUUUCAAUAAAAGGUGAACAAAGGGAGAGCAUCGAAACCAUUAAAUCAACACUAGGAUCUACUUCUGAUCUGAUAAAGAAUAUCAAUAUUCGCGAUAAUACAGCACGAUUUGCUUGUACUGUUGGUAUUGGAAAUAAAGCAUGGGAUUGUUUAUUCGGACAAAAAGGAAAACCAAAAGAAUUACAUGCAUUCAAAGAAGUUCGCGGUAAGAAACAUGUUGCAGUUUCAACGCCAGGAGAUUUAUUCUAUCAUAUCCGAUCAGAUCGAAGGGAUUUAUGCUUCGAAUUUGAGAGGCAAUUGACAGAUAUGUUGGACGAUUCUGUUAAAGUGGAAGAUGUCACUGUAGGCUUUCGAUAUUUUGAUACCCGUGAUCUGCUGGGCUUCGUGGAUGGGACGGCAAAUCCACAAGAUGCAGAAGCACUCGAAGCAGCUUAUAUCACACCUUCUAUAGACCCCUCCGAAUCAGCAAUAGGCGGAAGCUACGUAUUGAUACAAAAAUAUAAACACGAUAUCAAAUCAUGGAAAACACUAUCAACCGAAAAGCAGGAAUCAAUCUUGGGAAGAAGAAAGUUUGAUAAUGUCGAACUUGAAGAUGCAGAUGAAAAAGCACAAAAAUCACAUAAAACUUUGUGUACAAUUUCCGCUUCUGAUGGAGGUGAAAGAGCCAUUUUACGCGAUAAUAUGCCUUUUGGUUCACCGGCAGAAAACAUGUUUGGAACAUACUUUAUCGGUUAUUCUCGUGAAUUGUGGGUAAUGGAAAAGAUGCUUGAAAGAAUGUAUUGCGGAGAUCCUGAUGGACUUCACGAUCGUACUUUGGAUUAUAGUACACCACAAACUGGAUCGGUCUUCUUUGCCCCUUCUAUGGACGUUCUAGAUUCUCUAGGUGAUGACUAG